AUGACUAUCCUCGGCCGGAACCCCUGUUAUAGUAGCUCAUGUCUGUGGGAUGCCCGGCUGGGCUGGGGGUUGGAUCUGUCUAUCCGUCCAAUCUCUGAGCCUUCUGGCCCAUUCGCGAUCAUGGAGGGCAAAAGGCUGCAAAUGUACGUCUCGGAAGGAGGCUACGCAACAUGGGCCGAGCAGCAGAAAGUGCUACGAACAGCAACGCUUUUGGUAGGCAUAUCAAGUGGUAAAUGCGACAAGCUCAGUCACUUUCUGGGGUUAAGUUUCCCCGGGCAUUCUGUGAUUUCGGGUCCAUCAGUAUCAGUAGGUUUCGUUGUCUCGGCCCAGCUCCAGUUCGGAAAAUGCUCAUCACAGCACGUACCACGAGUGAAAGAGGCCGGUUCGUCACUGAAACUACGGCACCAGAUUAAGGGGUCUAACCUAGCGAGCACCCAAGCGCAGACAGAGGAUGGCACUAAUUAUUUGGUCAAAGCAAAUAUGAUCCUACAUCAUAGCCACAAGAUCCACCUCCCACGAAAGUCAACGGGCAUGAUUUUCAAAAUGUCUUUCCAGAAUAGAAAAGACAUUCCCCAAGCAGAAGCUGGAUCUAUUGUUACGAAUGACCAUUAUAAAAGGUGGCGGCAAUCGCUCAUUCUUGUAAGCCUUCCUUUGCUCAUACCUCACCCAUUCGAACCUUUGAGACUCAAGCUUCACCACUUCCCUUAUCUACCAUUACAGCGGCAACAAAUUGCAAAAGACUCUUCAUCAUUCAAAAUGCAGUAUUCCAUCGCCAUCAGCGCUAUCCUUUCGGCCAUGGCUAUCCAAACUACUCUUGCUGCUACUUGCGACGUCAAAGGCAAAAAGGAAAACUGUUGCUGGGGCAAGGGCAACGAAUCCUGCCAGAAUCAGAAUCGGAACAACGAAAUCUGGUGUAGCAAGGACAAGGCAAAUUACUGCAGCAAUGCCAUGAAGCAGGGCACUAAUACGCCCGUCUCCGCAACUUGUGUAAGCACAUACAUACAACUAUCUUUCACUAGCGACAUCGCUUACUGGAUUCAUUAG
This is a messenger RNA of Colletotrichum lupini, 1044 nucleotides long. RefSeq lists its product as uncharacterized. Lineage: Eukaryota; Fungi; Ascomycota; Sordariomycetes; Glomerellales; Glomerellaceae. The record is from RefSeq and is a predicted model, not a curated record. The transcript has 7 exons. The coding region runs from base 1 to 1044 and encodes 347 amino acids.